Messenger RNA from Choloepus didactylus (southern two-toed sloth), 2049 nucleotides. RefSeq names its product follicle stimulating hormone receptor (gene FSHR). The record is from RefSeq and is a predicted model, not a curated record. Gene Ontology annotation, biological process: follicle-stimulating hormone signaling pathway; male gonad development. Lineage: Eukaryota; Metazoa; Chordata; Mammalia; Pilosa; Megalonychidae. Gene Ontology annotation, molecular function: protein binding; follicle-stimulating hormone receptor activity; G protein-coupled receptor activity. The transcript has 10 exons. Gene Ontology annotation, cellular component: membrane. The coding region runs from base 1 to 2049 and encodes 682 amino acids.
AUGGCCCUCCUCCUGGUCUCCUUGCUGGCAGUCCUGAGCUUGGCCUCAGGAUGUCAUCAUCGGAUUUGUCACUGCUCUAACAAGGUGCUCCUCUGCCAAGGCAGCCAGGUGACAGAGAUUCCGUCCGACCUCCCCAGGAAUGCGGUUGAACUGAGGUUUGUACUCACCAAACUGCGAGUCAUCCCAAAAGGAGCAUUUUCUGGAUUUGGGGACCUGGAGAAAAUAGAGAUCUCUCAGAAUGAUGCCUUGGAAGUAAUAGGAGCAGAUGUGUUCUCCAACCUGCCCAAGUUACAUGAAAUUAGAAUUGAAAAGGCCAACAACCUGCUGCACAUUGACUCUGAAGCCUUCCAGAACCUUCCCAACCUCCGAUAUCUGUUAAUAUCCAACACAGGUAUUAAGCACUUGCCAGCUGUUCACAAGAUUCAAUCUCUCCAAAAGGUUCUACUAGACAUUCAAGAUAACAUAAACAUCCAUGCCGUUGAAAGAAAUUCUUUCAUGGGACUGAGUUUCGAAAGUAUAAUUCUAUGGCUGAAUAAGAAUGGGAUUCAAGAAAUACACAACUGUGCAUUCAAUGGAACCCAACUAGAUGAGCUCAAUCUCAGUGACAACAAUAAUUUGGAAGAAUUGCCUAAUGAUGUUUUCCAGGGAGCCUCUGCACCAGUCAUUCUAGAUAUUUCAAGAACAGGGAUCCAUUCCCUGCCCAGCUAUGGCUUAGAAAAUCUUAAGAAGCUGAGGGCCAGGUCGACUUACAACUUUAAAAAGCUUCCCAGUUUGGAAAAGUUUGUCACACUCAUGGAGGCCAGCCUUACCUACCCCAGCCACUGCUGUGCCUUUGAGAACUGGAGACGGCAAAUCUCUGAGCUUCAUCCAAUUUGCAACAAAACUAUUUUUAGGCAAAAAGUUGAUGAUAUGGCUCACGCUAUGGGUCAGAGAGUUUCUUUGGAAGAAGACGAUGAGUCCAGUUACGGCACAGGAUCUGACAAGUACAAUGAAUAUGACUAUGAUUUAUGUAAUGAAGUGGUUGACGUGACCUGCUCCCCUAAACCUGAUGCAUUCAACCCAUGUGAAGAUAUCACGGGGUACAACGUCCUCAGGAUCUUGAUAUGGUUUAUUAGCAUCCUGGCCAUCACUGGGAACAUCAUAGUGCUGGUGAUUCUGAGUACCAGCCAAUAUAAACUCACCGUCCCCCGGUUUCUUAUGUGCAACCUGGCCUUUGCUGAUCUGUGCAUGGGCAUCUACCUGCUGCUCAUUGCAUCAGUUGAUAUCCACACCAAAAGCCAGUACCACAACUAUGCCAUUGAUUGGCAAACUGGAGCAGGCUGUGAUGCUGCCGGCUUUUUCACUGUCUUUGCCAGUGAGCUCUCAGUCUACACUCUGACAGCCAUCACCCUGGAAAGAUGGCACACCAUCACCCAUGCCAUGCAGCUGGACUGCAAGAUACAGCUCUGCCAUGCAGUCAAGGUCAUGUUGGUGGGCUGGAUCUUUGCCUUUGCAGUUGCCCUCUUGCCCAUCUUUGGUAUCAGCAGCUACAUGAAGGUGAGCAUCUGCCUGCCCAUGGACAUUGAGAGCCCCUUGUCACAACUCUAUGUCAUGUCUGUCCUUGUGCUCAAUGUCCUGGCCUUUGUUGUCAUCUGUGGCUGCUACACCCACAUCUACCUCACAGUAAGGAACCCCAACAUUGUGUCCUCCUCUAGUGACACCAAGAUUGCCAAGCGCAUGGCCUUGCUCAUCUUCACAGACUUCCUCUGCAUGGCACCCAUCUCCUUCUUUGCCAUCUCUGCCUCCCUGAAUGUGCCUCUCAUAACUGUGUCCAACUCAAAGAUCCUCCUGGUCCUGUUCUACCCCAUCAACUCCUGUGCCAACCCCUUCCUUUAUGUCAUCUUUACCAAGACCUUCCGCAGGGAUUUCUUCAUUCUAUUGAGCAAGUUUGGCUGCUGUGAAAUGCAAGCCCAGAUUUAUAAAACAGAAAUUUCACCCACUGCCCACAACUCCCAUCCAAGGAAUGGCCACUGCCCUCCAGCUCCCAGGUUCCUCGACGGUUCCAGUUAA